AUGGGUCUCAAGAAGAUGUUUUCGAAAUCUCACAAAAUGGAAGCAAUUCCCAUAGUCGACAAAGCCCCCGAGAAAUACGACACCUACGAAUGGACUCUUUCCGACGAAUACGCCGCCAUCGCUGCCAAAGUCUUGCACGAAAACGAAUCCGUUCGCACACAAUCGCUCGCCCAAAUGCGCGAAUGGAUCGCCAAAGACCCCUACAUCGUCUCAUGUCGCACCGACGCCGCUUUCCUCAUGCGUUUCUUGCGCGUCAAAAAAUUCAACGUUCCCGCUGCCUGCGCCCAACUCACCAAAUAUCUCGUGAACCGCCAACUUUACCCAGCUUGGUACACUCGUCUCGAUGUCGACGAUCCGCUGAUUGUGAAACUUUUACUCGACGGCUUUUUCAUCCCGCUUCCGGAUCGCGAUUCGAGAGGUCGUCAAAUCGUCAUUUAUCGCUUCCAGAACUUAGAUCCAGCGAAAUAUACUUCCACGGAUGUCUUCCGGUUGCAAGAAUUGUGUUUCCAGACGAUGUUUGAUGACGAGGAGUCCCAAAUUUGCGGUUAUGUUUGCGUUUUUGACUAUUCCGGGAUGACGAUGCAGCACGUAGCGAUGUUCAGUCUCGUGGAUUUUCGAAAUUUUUGCAGUUUGGUGAGGAAAAGUGUCCCGAUCCGCAUCACGAGUAUCCUGGUUUUGAAUAUGCCGGCGUUUUUGCACGCUUUUUACGAGAUUACGAUGUCGAUUUUGCAGCAAAAGUUACGCGAACGCUUCCAAAUGUUCAAAAAUCUCGAGGAUUUCAGGAAAGAAGUCGAUAUUGAGAUGUUUCCCGUGGAAUAUGGCGGAAAAUUGAAGAUAAAAUCGAUUAUGCAAGACUUUCAGCGACGAAUGCACGCGAAACGCGAGAAAAUAUUGGCUUUAGAUGAGAUGUGCAUCGACAUCCCGAAAGACAUGAAGGGCGAAUGGUACCAACAAGACUCCAAUGGAAAUAUCGAAGCUGGCGUGAUCGGAAGUUUCCGAAAAUUGGAAGUAGAUUAA
Messenger RNA from Culicoides brevitarsis, 1017 nucleotides. Its product is annotated as clavesin-1-like. The transcript is spliced from 2 exons. Lineage: Eukaryota; Metazoa; Arthropoda; Insecta; Diptera; Ceratopogonidae. Bases 1 to 1017 code for a protein of 338 amino acids. The record is from RefSeq and is a predicted model, not a curated record. Gene Ontology annotation, molecular function: phosphatidylinositol bisphosphate binding. Gene Ontology annotation, cellular component: membrane.